Messenger RNA from Entelurus aequoreus (snake pipefish), 1091 nucleotides. It is a transcript of the gene hmx4, whose product is annotated as H6 family homeobox 4. NCBI's taxonomy places the organism in Eukaryota, Metazoa, Chordata, Actinopteri, Syngnathiformes, Syngnathidae. Gene Ontology annotation, molecular function: RNA polymerase II transcription regulatory region sequence-specific DNA binding; DNA-binding transcription factor activity, RNA polymerase II-specific. The record is from RefSeq and is a predicted model, not a curated record. Gene Ontology annotation, biological process: regulation of transcription by RNA polymerase II. Bases 87 to 791 code for a protein of 234 amino acids. Gene Ontology annotation, cellular component: nucleus. The transcript has 2 exons.
UGGACGCUGCUAUGGUGCGUACACGCCAUCCGACCCACUAACGUCCCCGAUUCCGCUUUAACGAAGAGGAGGAGAAGUCCACGAAUAUGAGUAAAGUGGACGCGCCAUGUCGCUCCAGCGCCUCCCUCAAGUUCACCAUUGACAACAUCCUCAACCUGAAGACGAGCGGGCGGGGAUCCGACGGAUGUCACCCCGGCGGAGAGGACCAUGACUCGGUCACGGGGACGAGUAAAGGCCGCAGCCUCCAGAGACCCGGAAGUGAAGAUAACGGUCGUGAGGACCGGAGAAGGGCGGCGGACGCGCGCUUGGAGAGCGGCGACAGCAGCUGCGACGACUCCAUCAUCCCGGAGCCACUUCAAGCGGACUGCGGGCCGGGCAAGAAGAGCAAAAUAAUGACGAAAAAGAAGACGCGCACCAUUUUUUCCAAGAGACAAAUCUUCCAGUUGGAGACUACCUUCGACAUGAAGCGCUACCUGAGCAGCGCCGAGCGCGCCUGCCUGGCCAACUCGCUGCAGCUCACCGAGACGCAGGUGAAAAUAUGGUUCCAGAACCGCAGGAAUAAGUUGAAACGGCAGAUCUCCAGUGAGAUCGACGGACCCGGGAGCGACUUCCCGGAGACGGUGAAGCCGGGGUUGGUGGCUCAGCUCCCGGCCUUGUACAAGGAGAGCAGCCUGCUGGGGAGGUGCCUGCUGCCGGUGCCGCUGCCCGUCGUGUACCCGGGCUCCCCCGCGCCUUACUUCUGCUUCUCCAGCACCAGCAAGUACUUCAGCCUCUAUGACGGCGACGUAUGACGCUAAAAAAAAAAAAAAAAGUGCAAAAAAGACACUUUUAUUUUAUUUUUUAUUUUUUUAAAUUUUUUUUUAGUGCCAAACAUGGAGCAUUUAUAAGCCAACAUUUCAAGGCGCAGACUGAACGUGGGAAAUUAGGAACCCAUCACUCAUGACAUGUUUUGGUGUUAUUUAUUUAUGAAUUCGGGUACUGUGUAGGCCAGGGGUGUCCAAACUAUUUCCACUGAGAAAUGAAAGCAUGCUGGGGCCAUUUUUGAUAUUUUUUCAUUUUCAGACCCAUUGGGGCUCCAUUAGUGUUAAAAA